Ilyonectria robusta is the source of this 1104-nucleotide messenger RNA. RefSeq lists its product as uncharacterized. The record is from RefSeq and is a predicted model, not a curated record. The coding region runs from base 1 to 1104 and encodes 367 amino acids. Lineage: Eukaryota; Fungi; Ascomycota; Sordariomycetes; Hypocreales; Nectriaceae. The transcript has 4 exons.
AUGAGCACUUCCGAAGUUGACAUUUACAACACGGCCGUCGUCCCGCCUCCCGAUGGCGUAACCUCCAACUUCAACCGGGGAUGGUCCGACGUGCAGAUGGCGACGAUUAUCGUCUUCGGCGUCACCUACUUCCUCGCCACCGUCUCCAUGGUGCUUCGCUACAUCACCAGCGCCGUCAUUGCGAGACAAUGGGAGAUUGACGUCGUGUUGAUCACGUUGGCAUGGGGCGCGGCCUUGGGCUACUUCAUCUCCGUCAGUUUCUGCAUGGCGCAUGGCUGGGGACAGCAUGCGUGGGAUAUUACCAUUGCAGAUGCCACGCAGUAUUACAACUAUCUGCUCCCCACGACCCUGACCUACAUGUGGAGUCCGACCCUGACCAAACUCUCCAUCCUGAGCGUGCUGCACAAGAUCAGUCCGUCGACGUGGUUCCGCGGCGGCGUUUAUGCCAUUGCCGGCAUGCUCAUCGCGUACACCAUCACCUUCACCGUGCUCCUCUCCGGACCGUGCAACCCGGUCGACGCUGGAAAUAGCGUCUGCCUCAACAAUUUGGCCAUUGCGCAGGUGGCACUGAAUAUUUUUACCGACUUGUCUAUUAUUAUUCUUCCUCUUCCGACGCUUCAUAAGCUCCAGAUUCCAUUCCGGCAGAAGGUGGUGGUGGGCGGCAUCCUGUGCCUCGGGUCUGCUGUUCUGGUUGCUUCCAUCGCCCGAGCCCCGUACGUCAAGAUUAUGGCCACGAGCCUCGACUUUUCGCGUAAACAGGCCGAAGCAGGCGUUUGGUCACUAGUCGAGCUGAACUUUGGCAUCCUAUGUAACAAUAUGAUGCGGCUGAAGCCCUUUCUCAACCGAUAUCUCCCCAAGCUGCUUACAUUGCUCGGACUCUCCUCGGCGAGGUCGAAACCCCAGGCCGACAGCUCUACGAGGGGCGACCGAAACUGGCGACGUGGCAAGCCGUCUCACAGCUACCAACUGCGCAGCCUAGAGGCCAAUGAGCCCCGGCGCAAGUACGAGGGCGGCAACGAAGUACAAGUCGACGGAUAUGGAAUUGAGGGUUCCGACAAAGCGGCGUCGCGUCAGAAUGGCAGCACCGACAGCAUCUUGAGGUGA